AGAAAGAAACAUUACUCUAUGGGUUGAUGAUGUGAUUUCCUCCUGUCAUAGUUCAGUUGCUGGAACAAUUGUCUAUCAUUUCCAAGAGUUUCUAACAAUUGCUACACUAUAAAUCCAGAUGCUUGAGAAAUUUGUUGCUGCUUUGGCCCCAGUUCCAUCCGCUGCCUCCUUGCGGAGACACGUGCUCAGUGUUUCAUCAGACAAGCACAACUGCAUUUUGCACUGAGAGUUCCUUCUUCUCCACAUGGCCUUUCUACUGGUGUCAGCAUACCUUCUGCUGACUCAUGCCCAUGGUGCUCCAGUUGAGAACGGGGCUCUCAUGGAGACACUGAAGUCCCAAGUGAUGCUGUUCAGCAAUAAGAGUGAACACUAUUCAGCACAAGUGAGACCUCCCGGAACGAGCAGACGAAUACCUCACACAAUCAUCAUCGGAGUUCGCAAAGGAGGGACCAGGGCCUUACUUGAAAUGUUGGAUGUUCACCCAAACAUUGUGGUAGCGGCUACUGAAGUUCACUUCUUCGACUGGGAUGAGAAUUACGUGAAAGGAAUUGACUGGUACAGGGGCCUGAUGCCAUUUUCAUAUGAAAAUCAAAUAACUAUUGAGAAAACACCAGGCUAUUUUACCUCGCCACAGGCUCCCGAAAGGAUUCAUGAUAUGAAUAGUUCCAUUAAACUGCUGCUUAUUCUAAGAGACCCCACAGAGAGAGUUAUCUCUGAUUAUACCCAAGUCUAUUACAAUAGGCUGGAAAGCCACAAGCCCGUUCAGCUCUUUGAAGACAUUGUUAUUAAAAAUGGAGCACUUAAUACCAAAUACAAGGCUAUCCAGAGAAGUCUGUAUGACAUCCACAUGGAGAGGUGGCUUAAACAUUUCCAUUUGGAUCAGAUUCACAUAGUAGAUGGAAAUACCUUGAUCAAGGACCCUCUUCCUGAAUUACAAAAAGUGGAAAGAUUUCUGAACCUGCCGUCCAGAAUUAUGUCUUCAAAUUUUUAUUUUAACCAGACCAAGGGGUUCUAUUGCAUUAGGAGUGAUGGAAGAGAGAGAUGUUUACAUGAAUCAAAAGGACGGCCACAUCCUGUUGUCAACAGUACUGUUUUAGAGCAACUUUACUCCUACUUCAGAGAGCACAAUGCAAAUUUUUACAGAAUGAUUAAUCAUUCCUUUGACUGGCAUUAGUAACUUGCGGGGGGAAGCAGUUUGUUUUCUAAUGUCCUGCAGUAAUUUAUUUUCAAGCACUUCUCAUAAACUCUGAGUUGCAUCCAACUUGAUAUGAAGACCAGAGUUUUCUACCCUGGGGUUCAACACUAGAAGUCCAUUGCAUUAAUGGCGGACACUCUUUAGUGUACUUGGGGGCAAUAGGCUUAGUGUUGGCUUUCAAUUACAAUAAUGAACUCGAUUGCACCAGUCCAAGUCCACUGACUUCAAUGGAGUUAUUUCAGAUUUACACUUGUAUAGCCGAGAUGACUCAUUUGUCUCUCUUUAUUCAAAGUUAUAAGCAAAUGGAGUUUCACAGAAAACCAUUC
Molecule: messenger RNA, 1521 nt
Organism: Zootoca vivipara (common lizard)
Lineage: Eukaryota; Metazoa; Chordata; Lepidosauria; Squamata; Lacertidae
Product: heparan sulfate glucosamine 3-O-sulfotransferase 1-like
Molecular function (GO): [heparan sulfate]-glucosamine 3-sulfotransferase activity
Source: RefSeq, a predicted model, not a curated record